AUGAAACAUUGCAUCACAAUUGUCAGAUUCUCAAUUCUGGUUAAAGGCACUCUCGAAGGUCUCUUUAAUAGUUCUUGGGGUUUGAGACAAGGGAACCCUUUGUCCCUUGUCUUGUUUGUCUUAGUAAUGGAUGUGUUGAAUAGAAUGUUGAAGGCGGUGGUGGAUAGGGGCUCUAUUUCGGGCAUUUCGGUGUGUAGCUCAUCAAAUGGUGGUUUAAAUGUCUCUCACCUUCUUUUUGGUGACGAUACACUGAUUCUUUGUGAGCCGGAUCCUGACCAAAUUUGUUCCUUGAGAGCUCUAUUGCUUUGUUUCGAAGUUGUCUCCUAUCUUAGGGUGAAUUUAUCAAAAUCUGAAAUGGUUCUUGUUGACCCGGUUCAUAACCUAGGCGAAUUGGCUGCUAUCUUGGGCUGCAAUGUGUCAUCCUUGCCUAUGAAGUAUCUAGGUCUUCCCUUUGAGGCUCCUCAUAAAUCCAAGGAUUGGUGA
Molecule: messenger RNA, 483 nt
Organism: Carya illinoinensis
Lineage: Eukaryota; Viridiplantae; Streptophyta; Magnoliopsida; Fagales; Juglandaceae
Exons: 2
Coding region: 1-483 (160 amino acids)
Source: RefSeq, a predicted model, not a curated record